AUGCAGCUACUAUCCAGUUUCCAGUCGAUUCGGUUCGGCUUGAUGGUUGGUGUUAAAGGAGUUGUACUGAGCAGAAAUACAGAUAUACGCCUGGGUGAUAUCGUGGUUAGUAAGCCGAUGGAUACGCAUGGGGGAGUGGUGCAGUAUGAUUAUGGAAAAGCAUUAGAUGGCGGAUAUUUUCAGCAGACGAGAAUGCUCAACCUGGACCACUUAACAGAAGAUAGCCAAGUCAUUGGUUUUCUUGCCGAGAUUGAGCAGAAAAUGUCCAAACAAGCUGUCAACCUUGCUCGCUCCACACAGGAAGACUGUCUAUACCAAAGUGACUACAGCCAUGUUGAUCCCGACUACCAAACCUGCCAUGACUGUAAUACAGAAAGAACUGUCCCCCGGCAUUCUCGAAACGACGAUGACCCUUUUGUUCACUAUGGACUGAUUGCGUCCGCGAAUCUAGUGGCGAAAGACAGUCGAGUACGGGAUCAACUGAGUCGUGAACUUGGUGCUUGUUGUGUGGAGAUGGAAGCAGCGGGACUGAUAAAUAACUACCCAUGCUUGGUGGUACGAGGGAUCUGUGAUUAUGCGGAUUCCACAAGGACAAAGAAUGGCAGGGAUACGCUGCUGCCACUGCCGCAGCAUAUGCGAAGGAACUCCUCUCUGCAACUUCAGUUCCAUGUUCCAUUUGACCUUACUGCGAUGCCCGUAAUCAAAUAUUUCUUGGGACGGCAAGAUAAACUGGUGCACCUAUGGGAGUAUCUACAGCCGGAAAGCUCUGAGUCACGAAAUGUCGCCGUUCUUCAUGGACUAGGUGGUAUGCGAAAGACACAACUAGCAGUCCGCUUCGCACGAGAUCAUAGAAACGACUUCAUUGCAAUCUUCUGGUUAGGUGCCAAAGAUCGAGAUACAGUACUGCAGUCAUUGAGCUCUGUAUUGUCGCAAUUACCACAACCCAAUACUGAAAUGGUUGAUGAGGAGAAAGUCGAGAAACGAGCUAGGCAUGUGCUGCGGUGGCUAGCAUUAGAGGGAAACUCGCGCUGGUUGGUCAUUUUUGACAAUGUCGACCAAUACGUCGAUGGUCACGACGACAAUGCUCAGAAUUGCUUUGAUAUCAGCGAAUUCUUUCCCACAGCGGACCAUGGCUCUAUUCUUGUUACCUCGCGACUUCAGGCAUUGACUGAGCUGGGAAUGUCUUUUCCAGUCCCGAAACUUGAAACCUUGGAAGCAAUUCAACUACUUCUGCAGAGCAGUAGCCUCCCACUCAACGAUAACAUUGAGAAAAAUCCAGAUACCCUUGCUCUUAGCGGUCGUCUAGACAGACUACCACUGACAAUCAUCAUUGCCGGAUCCUUUAUUCGAGAAACGGGAACCAGCAUCUCGGAGUACUUGCAGUAUUACACGGAGAGUUGGGAUGAACUACAGUCACAAUCGAGACCUGGACGUCAUUACCCACAAGGCAACAUACUACAGACAUGGACAAUCUCAUUCAACGAGAUGAAGAAGCGGAACCCAAAUGCGGCAGAGCUACUACUACUACUUUCUUACUUUGACAACCGCAGUAUCUGGUAUGGACUAGUCAGAUGUUGUUGCAACUCGUGCAGCUCGGAUGCCCUGGCCUGGUUUCAGAAAACUGUAUCAAAUGAACUCGCCUUCAAAAGCACAUUGAGACCUCUCAUCAAAUUCUCUCUCGUUGAGCCUGAGCGGCAAGAAGGAAGUUACACAAUACAUCCAGUUGUACAGAAUUGGUGUCUCCACGUUGCUAGAGAAAGAGGGGAUGAAGAGAAGUUCCCAAAGGCUUUGCAGCGACUUCUUCCGCAUGCGGAUCACAUAGUUUGUGGGGAUUGGUCAAGCAACAACAAUACCGCAGUGUUUGGAACACUUAACAAUAUAGGGCUUCUCUACUCUAAGCAGCAUAAGCUGAAGAAGGCAAAGGAGUUGUUCUGUCAGGCAUUGCCCGGUGCAAAAGAGAUACUAGGUCCAGACCAUAUGGUUACCCUUACAACAAUCAGCAAUAUUGGAGAUGAGAUGUGCCAUCAAGUACUAGCAGUCAAGAAGAAGCUGUUGAGACCGAAUGACCCAUCUACCCUGGGAACAGCUAACCAAAUUGCAACCCUCUACUCCGACCAGGGUAAGCUGAAGGAAGCAGAAGAGAUGUAUUGCCAGAUAUUAUCAAUCGCAGAAAAGGCACUAGGUGCAGAUUAUCCAUUAACCCUGGACAUUAUCCACAACCUUGCCGUCACUUACGCUGAGCAAAAAAUGGUAAAGGAAGCAAAAAAGAGGUACUGUCAAGCUUUGGCAGGUCUCUUCACUAUCGGGACCUUCUACAUCAAACAGGGCAGGCUGAGUGAAUUGGAGGAAAUGUACUGUCAAGUACUGGUGAAAAUGGAAAAAUCACUUGGUCGAGAUCAUCCAACCCCCCUAAAGGUAGUCGAUGUCCUUGAUGGUGUCCGCGAAUUCAACACGUUGGAGGACGAAGAGGAUAAGCGGCAUCAAAAAUGGGUCCUGCUUAAGAAAUUAGAUAAAUGA
Molecule: messenger RNA, 2517 nt
Organism: Aspergillus glaucus CBS 516.65
Lineage: Eukaryota; Fungi; Ascomycota; Eurotiomycetes; Eurotiales; Aspergillaceae
Exons: 7
Coding region: 1-2517 (838 amino acids)
Biological process (GO): nucleoside metabolic process
Molecular function (GO): protein binding; ADP binding; catalytic activity
Source: RefSeq, a predicted model, not a curated record